AUGUUUCUUGUAAAGCUGCUGUCUGACCAUAUCGUCAGCUGUUUCUCAGAGUUGGAAGUGGGUGGUACGAGAGGUAUCGUUGCUAUCCCUCAUCGUGGCCUGUGUUCUUGUACCGUACAGAAAGCCCAUCGGACCCGCAACGCCUGUCUGGCUGGCACACUGCUGUUUCCCACCGUCGUCCACGGCAUCGUGCUCUCGGCUGUGAACGUGGACGCUCUCCCAAAACCUACUUCUACGGGAUGGGACGUUACACCAUCUUCCUGUGGAUUAGCCUCAUCCCGGCGGGAGAGUUGCCCAGUUAAUGGGACAGGCAUCUUGGCCUUGGCCGUCCAGUUCUUCCGCGCCAAAUAG
Molecule: messenger RNA, 351 nt
Organism: Histoplasma capsulatum G186AR
Lineage: Eukaryota; Fungi; Ascomycota; Eurotiomycetes; Onygenales; Ajellomycetaceae
Exons: 4
Coding region: 1-351 (116 amino acids)
Source: RefSeq, a predicted model, not a curated record